Molecule: messenger RNA, 6943 nt
Organism: Plectropomus leopardus (leopard coralgrouper)
Lineage: Eukaryota; Metazoa; Chordata; Actinopteri; Perciformes; Serranidae
Source: RefSeq, a predicted model, not a curated record
ACCUCUCACCGUCCUUUGCAUGUUGUGCUUUGAGCGUGGCGUCAUGAGGAGAGACAGUGAUAACCGUCUGGCGCUCUCGUCCAAGAAACCAUGCCGGGGCCAGACUGACUUUGGGCGAGAGCUGCAGAGGCUGCGUGCUGACUGGGAAGCAGAGAAGAGGCGGACGCAGCAGGCCCGCGGACACCUUUCUGUGGAGCUGAAGCACCUGCGGGAAGAAGCUGAGCAGGACCAGCAUAGGGCUGUGAGGGAGCAGGCGGCCAGACGAGGGUGCCAAAAGGACUCUGACAGAUACCUGCGUCUGCUGGAGAAGGAGGUGAACACUAAACAGACAGACAGAGGCCAAAACAGAGAGUCUACAGAAAAAGAGGCUUUCUGUUUGUGCAGAGACUCUCAUGCAAAACUGGAGCAGUUGCUUCUGACUCUCUAUGAGGAGCUAAAUGGUGGGCAGGCGGUCUAUAAAUUGCAUCAGAGGGAGGAAUUUGAGCUAGAAAAAGCCGUGUUCCUCUGCCACCUGCUCGAGGCCCACGGGAGACUAUUGCUGGGGAAGCACAGAACAGGACACCCCAGCUACACUUUAAAAAGUCUCCCAAGAAAACCAGCUCAGGAGGACGUCAGUAACUCCUCUCAAAAAAAAUCUCGCCUAACAGCCUCGCCGCAGAGAUCCCAGAGUGCCUCCAACUCACCGAAGAACAAAACCAAACAGGAUCGGAGUGAGCGGCCUUUAGGGAGGGCCGUCAGUGCAGCUGACCCCUGCACCGCGGCUGCAGGCGUGGACACCUGUCAGAGCGGCUCUCUGAAAAUUUGUCACCCUCCAAACGCUCCCCAUGCAGGCUGGGACGACCCCCAUUGCGGAGAGUCCUCUGGGUCAGACGAGUCAUCGCCCUCCAAAUGCAUGGACAGAAAUAUGGAGAAUGGCACUGACUACAGCCUCCUGGUGCGUCAGAACUCUGAACUGCUGCGAGCCCUGGACGAGCUGGAGAAGACCUGCACCACGCUGAGGGAGGAGAACGGCCUGCUGCGGAAAAGCAGCGCCCCAGAGACGGAGGAGAAGGUCAGGCGGCUGAGGAGGAAGAACACAGAGCUGGCUGUUCUCGCCAAGAGGCUGGAAGAGAGAGCUCGGAAGCUGCAGGAGGCCAACCUCAGAGUGGUGAAUUCUCCGUCGCUGAUGAGACCCGGGUCGGUGGAACAGUACAAGAGGGCGUUCGCCCGUCAGCGAGCUCGUGACCUCGCGCAGCACGCUGAUGCUCUGCUGUCCAAAGACAAAGAGAUCGCUGCCCUCCAGCAGGAAUGCAGAGAGCUGGAGGCUCGGCUCGGCAGCGGCAAGGGCUCCUGUCUCCCAUCUGGCCGAGUGGAAUUUGAGAGGCUCCUCAGGGAGUCUCAGAGGGAGGUGCUGCGCCUCCAGAGGCAGCUGUCCGUCACAUCAUCCACACAGAAGCACGACCAGAGUCCCGACCCCGGGGGCCCCCAGAGGUGUGGGGACAUUCAGGAGGAGGAGGAGGAGGAGGAGGAGGAGAAGGUUGGAGGAGAGACCCCGUGUGUGGGAUUAGAUGAAGCUCCAUCCAGGUGUGAGAAGACUCCCGGAGAGGAGGAGGAGUCGGGGCCGCGAGUAACGCCCCAACCGGGCCUUAGCCCGACCCCCUCCCAUCAGGAGGAGCGCACAGAGGAGCAGCACCUACAGUUUCUGGAAAGCGAGCUGAGCAAGAAGAGAAAAGAAUGUGAAAACCUUGAGCAUGAAGUAAAGAAGCGACAGAAGAGAUGUCUGGAUUUGGAGAGCCAGCUUGAGGAUGAGCGAGGCAAAAAUGAGCAACUAAAGGAGGAGGCAGAUCUCCUCAGGAGGAAGGCACAGCUGCUCGACCAGACUCGGGCUGAGAAUGAGGAGCUGAGGGAAGAUCUCUCUGAAGUGACCGCUCAACACAAUUCAGUUCUCGAGGAGAACCAGAGACUCCGUGCCAAACUGGAGAACCUAGAGCAGGUCCUAAAGCAUAUGCGAGAGGUCGCCGAGCGAAGGCAGCAGCUGGAAUUGGAACAUGAGCAGGCACUGGCUAUCCUUAAGUUCAAACAGGAUGAAAUCAAACGGUUACAGCGGGCUCAGUUAUACGCGAAGAGGGAGCAUGAGGGAGUGGUUCAGAUGCUGGAGUCGAAGGUACGAGAGCUGGAGGACAAAUGUCGCAGCCAGAGCGAACAGUUUGGCUUGUUGUCCCAGGAGCUGGAGAAGUUUCGACUGCAGGCCUCCAAGGUGGACAUGGGCGGCUCCGGCCUCCUCCUCACCAACCCCGGCCUCUCUGUUCUGACCAACGGGGUGGGCCUGACUACAGAGCGAGAUGUGGCCGCCGCGCUGCGGCUCGGGGCCACGCCCCACGCCGCCGGGCUGUCCAGGGUGGAGCGCUCGCCCGUCACCAAGCACCGGGAGCUGCCCACCAUCAGCGUCAGCAAGUCAGGCUCCACCUCCAGCAAGUCCGAGACCGCACACCUCACCCCCAAGUCUGACACCCACCUCAGUCCGCACAAGUCGAGCCCAACGCACGAGGUGGACACUGCCAGUGAAGUGGAGGAGCUGGACAUCGACGUGGCCCCGGCUCCGUACACGGUCAGCAGAGGAGCCGCAAAGCUUCAGGUUUUCAUUGCAAGAUACAGCUAUAAUCCGUACGACGGCCCCAAUGACAACCCUGAAGUGGAGCUUCCUCUCACUGCCGGAGAAUACAUCUACGUGUACGGAGACAUGGACGAUGACGGCUUCUAUGAAGGUGAGCUGAUGGACGGGCGCAGAGGGCUGGUCCCCUCUAACUUUGUGGAACGCGUAUCGGACGACGAUGUCAUGAGCACUCACCACCCAGAGACGGCGGACAUGUCCCAUAACUCCCUGCUCGACAGCAGCCUGCACAGUGCCAGCCACCAGCAUCACCUCCACGCGGGCGUCGGCGCCUCGGACCGGACCGAGGCGUCCGCCGCCUCCGGCCCCGCCUCAGCCCCCUCAGAUUCAGCAUCGGCCUUGGCUGUCCCAGCCCCCCUCACCAACGGCCUGGACUUGGAUUUGGAGGAGGUGGGAGUGGACAUUGUGCCUUACCCACGUAAGCUCACCCUCAUCAAGCAGCUCGCCAAGAGCAUCAUCAUCGGCUGGGACCCUCCGCUGGUGCCGGCGGGGUGGGGCAACGUGUGGAGCUACAAUGUGUUUGUGGACCAGGAGCUGCGGCUCAACGUGCCCUUCGGCGCCCAGACCAAAGCGGUGCUGGAGCGGCUGGACGUAAACCUCAAGGCCUACCGCGUGUCGGUGCAAAGCCUGACGGAGAAGGGCCCCUCGGACCAGCUGCGCUGCAGCAUGCUGGUCGGUCGGGACGUUUCCGUGGCGCCCACGCAGCUGCGCGUGGAGAAGAUCACCGCCACCUCUGCCAACCUGACCUGGCUGCCCAGCAACAGUAACUAUGUGCACGUUGUGUCCUUGAACGAGGAGGAGUGUGAGCUGGUGAAGGCUGGCUGCUGCUCGCUGUGCCUCAAUAACCUCCUGCCCAGCCUGCAGUACUCCGUCAAGGUGGAGGCACGGCCGCACCGCACGCCGUGGGAGUUACCUGUGGAGCGGCGGGAACACAGGAGCGCCACCAUCACCUUCAGCACGCUGAUGGCAGGUCCCCCUGAUGCUCCUCUGGACGUGCAGCUGGAGCACGGUCCCUCCCCGGGCAUCGCCCUCGUCAGCUGGCUGCCGGUCACUAUAGAUGCUGCCGGGACCUCCAACGGAGUCCGUGUCACCGGAUACACGCUUUAUGCCGACAAGAAAAAGGUGCUGGAGGUGUCUUCCCCGACAGCCGGCAGCGCCCUGCUGGGCCCCUCUCAGAUGCAGUCCCUGCUGGCAGCUCAGGAGCUCACCGUCCGCACCAUGUCCGCCCACGGGGAGUCCUGCGACUCUUUGCCAGUCAAUGUGCCCUCCAAGCUGGCCGCCAUCAUGGCGGGUCCGGCUGUCGCCGCCCCAGUUGUGCCAGCCCUCCCCUGCCCCCCCGCGGGCGCCAGUAACCUGCCCUCCUCGCCGUCCUACGGGAACUCUGCUGCCAAAGUCUCCAUGCUGCCCAGCGCUCUGCCGCCAGACUCAACCGUCUCCGGCCUCACAGCGGAGGCUGCUGCCAACUCCCCCCACGCCCUCCACCCCGACGCGCUCCUCGUACCUGCUUCGUACGUGAAGGCCUGGGCCAGCCCCGCCUCUGCUGCUGCCUUGGCUGUGUGUGAGGCCACGUUACCGGUCGCCUCCACCAUCACUCCAGUGGUGAGUGUGACCUCUCUGCCGACCUCAGCACCUCAGCAGUCUCCAGUAGCAGCACCAGCACUGGUACCAGUGUCACCAGUAUCAGCAGCAGUGUUGGAGCAGCGCAGAGACACAGACAGUCCCGGGACGAUCCGUCCUUUCCCGUCUCUCACAGAGUUCAUCGAGGACUCCAGUGCCAAGCUCGGGACCCCCGAGCGCAUCCCCACCCCGCCCAAAGCCCCCAUCACGGACUUCCUCAACCCUCAGGACACGAACCUGCACCGACCCCCCAGCACCUCCCCGCUGGAGUCCGAGGCAGAGGAGGAGCUGGAGAACACGCGGCUGGUGUCCAUCGAGGAGUUCUUGAGACAGGACCAGGACCCGGUGUUCUGCGGGAAGCAGCAGAGUUACAGAGGAGGGCUGGUGGAGCCUCCCAGUGAUUAUCACGCAGACAACAGCCGCUCAGAUCUGUCCGACAUCCUGGAGGAGGAGGAGGAGGACCUUUACUCCGACCACCUCGGAGAAGCACAGGCCAGAGGCUACACGGUCGCAGCUAACAGGUCACGCAAGUUGGAGACCCCCGACAGUGACGAGGAGGUCCUCGAGAGGAUCCUAAAGUUGCCUCCUCAGCUUCCCCAAAACACGCAGCUGUUCAGCAUCCCCGAGGUGACGGAGGAGGAGGACAGCAGCCAGGAGGAGCCGUUAACCCACCGCGGUCGGCCCCGGCCCGGCCUCCUCCGCCACAGAGACGCGGAACGCCUCCACCAUCCCUCCCAGCAUCACCCGCACGUCCCCCCCCACCAUCACCACUUCAACAGACCUCUAACCAAAGAGCCUUUUCUCAGGCACGGACCCUCGCAGGUCAGGCCGAAGACGCAGCACAGGGUGCACUACGCAGACACGGUGGACACCAUCAGUUACCCCGAGGAGGCGGACAUGUGUUCGUACGGGGGUCCCGGCGGCAGGCGGCCCUCGGCCCGCUGUCCCCCCCAGCUGACCCCCACCAGCAAAGCGCUGCUCAGAGGGCUAGGGGACCGCCUUAGGAGGGAGGCCAUGCUCAGGAGUCAGAUGGCUGUCGCCGCGGCAGCCAACCCCGGCUAUGGUCUUACCCCGCCAAGACCCUACCCAGUCAGCAAAACGGUGCGCACGGUGAGGUCACCGAUCAGUCGCGGGUUAGAGAUCGACGUGGAGUACGGCACGGACGACAACGAGGAGCCGGCGGAGUACGCCGGGGGGGAGGUGGUGGUGGAGCAGAUGAGCUCUGAGUGGUGGGUGGAGGCGGCGCAGGUGGAGCACAGCAGACCUCAUCACCGCCGAGCGCUGAAGGCCGACCCGCCGGUAAACGCCGCAGCAGGCCGACUGCAACCUGAGCCCGGCCAGAUCCCUCCAGCCGAGGCCGGUCCGUCGUGGGGGGCGCAGGCUGAGCUCUCGUCCAAACCAGCGCAGAGCAGGCAACCGAAAGGUGUUGACUCACCAAAGAUGAGGGGAGACAGUGACAUCCGAAUCUUCGUGGCCCUCUUCCCGUACGAUCCCGUCACCAUGUCCCCCAAUCCUGAUGCUGCCGAGGAGGAGCUGCCGUUCACGGAGGGACAGAUCAUCAAAGUUUACGGAGAUAAAGACGCGGACGGGUUCUACCGAGGAGAGUGUGCCGGUCACCUGGGCUACGUGCCGUGCAACAUGGUGUCUGAGAUCCAGGUGGAGGACGAGGACACCCGGCAGCAGCUCCUGCAGCAGGGCUUCCUGUCCACGGCCGCCUCCAUGGAGAAGAUCGGCACUCGCACACACGCACAGCUUCCCCGUCGCCCUGUUCCACCGCUGAAACCGAGACGAUCCAAGAAAGUGGAGUCUGCGGCACUCUGGGAGGAGAGCGUAGACUCCUCCAGUCCAGAUCCCAGCCAGACUGCCCCCGCCCCCGCCCCCCGCCGCCGCCCCUGCAGCAGUGUGGGGAACCCGGCCCCGGGAGCUCGCAGGAUGGUCGCCAUCUUUGAUUAUGAUCCCCGAGAGAGCUCCCCGAACACCGACAUCGAGGCUGAGCUGACCUUCAGUGCAGGAGACAUCAUUCACGUGUUUGGUGACAUGGACGAAGACGGCUUCUUCUACGGGGACUUGAAUGGACACAGCGCGUUGGUGCCGUCCAACUUCCUGCAGGUCCUCCCAGAGGACGCUCCGGCUCAGCCGCACUCUGCUCCGCCUGCACCUGAACCCAAAAAAGAAUCACAGGACACCUGGACGUCUUCUGCGGAGACACGAGACGCCUCGACCCUCGAAGAGGCUUUGCGUCGCCAAACAGAACCUCCCGCCCCGACAGAGCGCGCAGAGCUGCCGCCCAAACUGGAAACCGCUGCAGGCCUCGCGUCACACCUGGACCCUGCUGCUGCAGCUCCGGCUCCGGCUCCGGAUCCAGGUCCAGGUCCAGGUCCAGGUCCAGGUCCAGCAGCAGAGGAGGCCUGCCGCUCCCCUCCAGCCGCCCCCCCGACACAGACGGACGGCUCUGCACAAGGCAAGAAGAAGAAGGGCUUUUUCUCCAAAGGCAAGAAGCUGUUCAGAAAGCUGGGAUCCAGCAAGAAAGAUUGAGAGUCGGGACGCCCGACUCCGAAAAUACUCGCGUCACAUUGAAAGCACUUUUUCUAUCUUCACUGUUAGUCUCAGCUGGUUAGCGGCCAUCAGGUCUAAUAACUGAUGCUUUAACUGCAAAAAAUAAUAAUUAUACGUUUG